Thermothielavioides terrestris NRRL 8126 is the source of this 3052-nucleotide messenger RNA. RefSeq lists its product as uncharacterized. Gene Ontology annotation, molecular function: zinc ion binding; DNA binding; DNA-binding transcription factor activity, RNA polymerase II-specific. Gene Ontology annotation, biological process: regulation of DNA-templated transcription; DNA-templated transcription. Lineage: Eukaryota; Fungi; Ascomycota; Sordariomycetes; Sordariales; Chaetomiaceae. The transcript has 6 exons. The record is from RefSeq and is a predicted model, not a curated record. Bases 118 to 2925 code for a protein of 935 amino acids.
GGGUCGAUCGGCUGGAGUUCUUCGACGCCGUGACACGCAUCCCUUUCAACAACUUUCCGCGCCGCACUUCAACAACCUAACAACCAGCUCGCCCCGCUCGCUACGUUUUCGCCGAAGAUGGAAUUCGACGUCCCUCCUCCGGCCGCGGACACGCCGCCGAAGCAGCUCUCGACAUCGCCGUCGCAAAAAUCCGUGACCCCGUCCACGCAGGGUGGAACCACGACAACCACCACGGCGACGGGACAUGUGAGCUUCAGGAGGCAGCGAGCCUCGAGAGCAUGCGAGACUUGCCAUGCCCGCAAAGUCCGCUGCGAUGCCGCCAGCCUCGGUGUGCCGUGUACCAAUUGCGUCGCGUUCCAGAUAGAAUGUCGCAUCCCGACGCCGAAACGGAAGAAGGCACCUCCCGUCGGUUCAUCGACUCGAGAUUCUGACAGCGAGCGCGGAGAACACGACGAACGGUCCCCUCUUCCGCCCGGCAGCACCACGUUCCCGAGCGGGACUCGACCUCCAGCUGUUUAUCACACCCAGGCAGGCACCCCAUCGACUGCCAACACGGAGGCCGAGCAGCAAAAAAAGGAGGAGUUUGAUAAUGCAACGCUGGCCAACUACAUGGACCUCGUCAUGAAGCCGAAAUUCACGAGGGCACCCAUCACCGAAGCCGGGAGGGUAGCCUACUUGGGCGAGUCGUCCAACCUCACCCUCCUGGUCCACGACCGCCAGAGCGACGGAGACGUGGUGCACUACCCGUUGCCGGAGAACAUCAGGGGCACGAGAGCGCGGUUGACCGACUUGGACAAGAUCGAGAUCGACAUUCUCCACCAGCGAGGCGCCUUUCUGCUGCCCCCAAGGGCUCUCUGCGACGAGCUGGUCGAGUCCUACUUCACUUGGGUCCACCCGAUCGUCCCAGUCGUCAACAGGACAAAGUUCAUGCGCCGAUAUAGGGACCCGAAGAACCCUCCGUCGUUGCUGCUACUGCAGGCCAUGCUGCUGGCCGGCUGUCGCGUCUGCACCAACCCGCAACUGAUGGAUGCAAACGGCUCGUCAACGCCUGCUGCGUUGACCUUCUACAAGAGAGCAAAGGCACUAUACGAUGCGAACUAUGAGGACGACCGAGUGACCAUCGUGCAGUCUCUCUUGCUGAUGGGUUGGUAUUGGGAGGGCCCCGAGGAUGUCACCAAGAACGUGUUUUACUGGACCCGUGUCGCCACCAUCGUGGCGCAAGGUUCGGGGAUGCAUCGUUCCGUGGAAGGAUCACAACUGAGCAAGUCGGACAAGCGGCUAUGGAAGCGGAUCUGGUGGUCUCUAUUCACGAGGGACCGGUCCGUGGCCGUGGCCCUCGGCCGGCCGUGCCACAUCAAUCUCGAUGACUCGGACGUGGAGAUGUUGACCGAGGACGAUUUCAUCGAAGAUGAACCCGACCAGCCCAGCGAAUAUCCACCUGACCCGGUCCACGUGCAGUUCUUCCUGCAGUAUGUCAAGCUGUGCGAGAUCAUGGGGAUCGUGCUCUCGCAGCAGUAUUCCGUCGCAGCGAAGGGGCGCCGGCAGAACUCAAUUGAUCUAACACACAGCGACAUGGCGCUCGCCGACUGGCUCCGGAAUUGCCCCAAGCUGGUGUACUGGGAGAUGCCGAAGCACCACUUCUGGUCUGCUCUGCUCCAUUCGAACUACUACACCACCCUUUGCUUGCUGCAUCGGGCGCAUAUGCCGCCGAGUGGCUCCCACCGGUUCUCGGAUGAGUCCGCGUAUCCAUCGCGAAAUAUCGCCUUCCAGGCGGCCGCCAUGAUUACGUCCAUCAUCGAGAACCUUUCUGCGCGCGGUGAGCUGCGGUAUUGUCCCGCUUUCGUCGUGUACAGCUUGUUUUCGGCCCUCAUCAUGCACGUCUAUCAGAUGCGAUCGCCGGUGCCAUCCAUCCAGCAGGUGACGCAGGAUCGGAUACGGACCUGCAUGACCGCCCUGAAGGACGUCUCCAAGGUCUGGCUUGUCGGUAAGAUGGUGCACACGCUGUUCGAGUCCAUCCUCGGCAACAAGGUACUCGAGGAGAGGCUUCAGAAGGCGGCGGGCAAGAGACACCACAAGGCACAACAAAGCCUAGCACGUCUUGAGAAUCAACAGCAACAGCAACAACAGCAGCAGCAGCAACGCUACGGGCAAGAGCAGAAGCGAAAGUACGAUGAGAUGGCCAUCGACUUCAGCGUGAGCACUCCCCAGCCGCCAGAGUCGUAUGAACGCUCAAGACCGCAGACUCCGAGCCUCAUGGCUAAGAACGAGCCGGCGUCUGGCGCCAUGGCGCCUCCCACUCACGUGUCGCCACAUGCUCGCAACGGUGACACAUUCAUGGGGGGAACGGCGUCGCGACCCCAGACGCGACCAGCAACUCCGUUUAACCCGUCCUUCUCGGUGCCGGCUACUCCUCCCGAUCUCUAUCUCGUCACGAGAAAUUCGCCGAACCUGUCGCAGGCCAUCUGGGAGAAUUUCCAGCCGGACCAGCUGUUCCCGGAGAGCGCUCAAGUUCCCUUAUUCCAGCAAUCCUCGCCCCAACAAACGCACCAGAGCGUCGAUCCGCACGUUGUGGCGCAGAUGCAGAACCAAAAUAUGCAAGGGCUGCCCGCCGAUGGCGGACAAACCUCCUUCGGCCCGGACGUGCCUAAGAGGGGGAAGGGCGGGAGCCCGCUGCAGCAGAAUUCCAUGCUGCAGCCCGGCAUGGCUGCUGGUUUCCAACAGGGCCAGGCCCAGCAGGGCGGCAAUAUGUGGCAAGGGUUCGAUACAUCCAUGGUUGAUGGGCAGAGCCCCAGCGACAGCUGGAGCACGGGCUCUGCCCAAGGCCAGGCCGUACCGGCGACCCUCAACGUGGAGGACUGGUUCCAAUUUUUCGGCAUUAAUGGCGACCCGAUGCAGAUGAGCCUCGACGGCAUGCCAUUGGGUUGACGGCGGGGUAGGCGCGCUAGAAAGGGGUGAAAGGGAUGCAAGGGCGCGUGGGAAAAGGGGUGUAUGCGCCGAUGCUGCGCAACCGAAGCCAACUGGCGGGAGAAGCAUUCUAAUAAGCAUCUAUUUG